This is a messenger RNA of Ahaetulla prasina, 735 nucleotides long. Its product is annotated as alcohol dehydrogenase 1-like. The transcript has 2 exons. The record is from RefSeq and is a predicted model, not a curated record. NCBI's taxonomy places the organism in Eukaryota, Metazoa, Chordata, Lepidosauria, Squamata, Colubridae. Gene Ontology annotation, molecular function: zinc ion binding; all-trans-retinol dehydrogenase (NAD+) activity. Gene Ontology annotation, biological process: retinol metabolic process; retinoic acid metabolic process. The coding region runs from base 87 to 434 and encodes 115 amino acids. Gene Ontology annotation, cellular component: cytosol.
CUUUCAAAACCUCCAUAUCCUUUCCUAAAUUUACAUCCCUUACAAUUGAAUCACCAAUCAGAAGGUGGCUUCUCUUUUUGGAUACCAUGCUCUUCUUGUGUGACCGAUCUGUAAUACUUGAUACACACUUUUCCAAAGUAGGUUCACACUUUUCCAAAAUUUUGGCCACAGGGAUCUGCCGCUCUGAUGAACAUGUGAUCAGUGGCGCUUUUGCGAUGCCUUUGCCAAUAGUGCUGGGCCAUGAAGCCGCUGGAGUUGUGGAGAGUGUUGGAGAAGGAGUAACUUGUGUGAAACCGGGUAUGAGAAAAAUUGGGGCCCAAAAAGGGAUGAGUUACACAAGGACACUAAAAUCUGGCCCAGACUACACUUGGCAUGUUCUCACUGUCUUCUUAGUAGAACACCCUGUUCUGCUAUUCUGUGUUCUGAAAAAUUAAUAUAGUAUCCAGAAUUAUUAUAUAAAUCUGUUUUAUGAGACAAAAGAGCUUCAUAAAUGUUUUGCCCUAAAGUGGACAGAUGAUUAGCUUUCCUUUUAAGCUUUGCACCAAAUAAGAUUCAUUUGCAUUGACUGUGCAUUCCUUUUGUUUGAUUUCUAUAUGAUGAUAGUUAUUGCUUUGCAAUCUAGUUUUUAACUCCGGUCUAUGUUUAUUUUUAUUUAUUUCUUAUAUUUGUUUACCACCCAUCCUGCCAUGAGGUGAUUCUAGUGGCUUAUAACACUAAAAGCAGUAAAACUACACA